This is a messenger RNA of Diabrotica balteata, 750 nucleotides long. NCBI's taxonomy places the organism in Eukaryota, Metazoa, Arthropoda, Insecta, Coleoptera, Chrysomelidae. The record is from the annotation of a GenBank genome assembly.
AUGGACCGAAUAUCAUCAAUAAAAGAGGAAGAAGCAAACAAUUUGAAAGUUAAAGUAUUGCAAGAAGUAAUAAAAGAAACUAUAUAUUGUAAUGAUAGACUUUGGAUCCUACCUAAGUUAUGUUGCAUCUACAACGGUUACUACCAUCAAAGUGAUACAGAAUGGUCAGAUCCAAAAGAUCCAUGUAAUAUAUUGCGAUGUGAAGCUGGUGUGAUCACAAUAUCUACCUUACGAUGCCAUACUCCUUGUGCGAAACCAUUGCCACCCGAACCAGGGAGGUGUUGUCCGACUUGUCCAGAAUGCAAAAUAAACGAACAAAUAGUCACUGAUGACAGAGAUGUUACUUCAGAUGAUCCUUGCCUACAAUGUCGGUGUACAGGAAAAAAGAUGGUUUGCUCGAAGAAAGCAUGUCCUGUGUUGCAAUGUGUUCAACAAAGACAAAUUCAUCCUGUGGGCGAAUGCUGUCCGAGAUGUCAAGGUACCAGAGCUCUUGUCAGUCUGAGAAAUACUUGUACCGUCAAAACAUCAUUAUUCAGGCAAGAUGACAAGUUUAGCGUCGACAAAUGUACCAACUGUACCUGCACUAAUCAAACAGCAAUAUGUAACAGAUAUACAUGUCCAAUAUUGGACUGCGCUCCUGAUUUACAAAAGUCUGUUCCAGGCAGUUGUUGCAAAAAAUGCGAACUUCCAGAAGAGUUUAGAUCUGAUUGCUAUAUCAAUGGACAUAAUUAUCAGGCAAGUAAAAUAUAA